This is a messenger RNA of Fusarium sp. VM40, 1077 nucleotides long. Lineage: Eukaryota; Fungi; Ascomycota; Sordariomycetes; Hypocreales; Nectriaceae. The record is from the annotation of a GenBank genome assembly.
AUGAAAUAUUCACGUCUUAACCAAGCUGCAAUAGUAAGCGCCCUUCGCGGCCAAACUUUACGGAUUCCAAACCUCUUCAAUAUCUUCCGUUCUUGGCCUCACCCCAAGGGCCGAGUCAACCGCCACCAUGAACUCGUCAAACCAAUAGUCGACCAAGCGGUCGAUCGUAUGGCUAUAAGUUAUCCGCUCAUCACUAAUCGAAAAAGGGAUGACAUAGCUCAUCUGGCCUGCUCGUUAUAUCCACAGGCUUGGAAACAGCAGAUUGAGGCUCUGACGCUCUACACAACGUGGCUUGUGUGCUGGGACGACGCUGUUGAUGCUAAUGAGGGCGAUCUGGCGGGUGACUUUGCACGUGCGGACCGAUGGAGGCGGCAGACGAUGCGUAUGGUACGUGAGGCAUUGGCCUUUAACGGAACAUGUGUUGGCAAGGCAGAUGGCGAUCCAAUUAAUGACGUGUUCCGAGGCUUUGGUUCGCGAUUAUGCGAGACAGCUCAAAGGGAUCAACGACGCCUCUUACAUGAUGAGAUUCAUUUCUUCGUCAAGAGUUGCGCGGCUGAGCAGGAACUCCGCCUGGCUAAUCGCAUGCCGGACUUUGAAUCGUACAUGAAGAUGAGGAUCGGCACUGUCGGUGGCAGGAUGCUUUGCAGUCUUGUGCCAUAUGCGACGCAGGAGAGGCUUCCAGCAGCAGUAUCAUCAGCUCCCGAGGUCGAUCAAAUGUGGACACAAGUAAGCAUUCUACUGAGCUUGCUUAAUGACAUGCUGUCGUUGAAAAAGGAACUGCGGACAAAUUGUAUUAUCAAUGCCGUUGCAGCCAUAAUGGAACCGGACAUGACGUUGGGUAUGGUGGUUUCUGAACUGGAGGAAAGGAUGGGCCUUGCAGUGAACGAAUUUGACGAUGCCGCAAGCAAGUUGCUCAACAAGACCGAGGCACAAGAGGAGUUGCAGUCUCUUGUGAAGAGAUAUGUCCACGGUUGCCGUGCUAUCGUUGUUGGCACGCUCAAUUCUACGCUAACAUCGCCCCGAUACAACAUCUCCAAGCUCAUACAAGAAGACGGCUCAUUAAAAAUUACUCUCUGA